GAUGAUCAAGUUGUCGGUAAUCGCCAUGCUCCUCGCCGCGGCGGCGAGCGCAGCCCCGGCUGCCCAACAGGCCUCCUCGGCCGUCCAUCAACCGUCAUCCGUGCUCGAACAAGCUCUCGACGUGUACGCGUCCUGCUCGGGGGAGGAGGACAUCUCCGUCUGCCUGAAACUGAAGGCGCUCAGAUUCGUGGACAGGGUGGCCAGGUCGGCCGAGGACAUCGAGCUCGCGGAUGGGUUCAAGAUCGUGCAGACGAAGGAGGCCGAGGGCAGCCGGGCGGACAACGGCAGGUCUCUGAACGACAUCGAAAGUAGCCUGCCCGCCGAGGCGGAGGCCAAAGAGGCCGCCAUCGAUCAGGCCAUCCUCGACAGGACCGCCAAGUUCCUCUCCACCCACACCGUCGAGUUGAGCCUGCCCGAGGAAGUGUCCCGCUCCUUCGACGAAGCUCGAGGAAAGAAGAAGAAGAUCGUGAAAUCUCUGCUGCCGAUCCUGUUGCUCCUCAAACUGAAGGCCGCUGCUCUCAUACCGAUCGUUGGCGGGCUGGCCCUGCUCGCCCUCAAGGCGCUCGCGAUCGGCAAGAUCGCGUUGAUCAUCAGCGCCAUCAUCGCCCUCCAGAAGCUGUUCGCCAACAAGCAUCAGAGCUACGAAGUGGUCGCUCACCCGGUGCACUCGUACGGGCAGGAGGACCACCACGGAUGGGCGAGAUCGUCGGACGGCGCCGAUCUCGCGUACAACGCGUACAAACCCUCCCAAUAAGCUUAAGUCGCUCGUGGUUUUCCCAGCGAUUU
Messenger RNA from Apis florea (little honeybee), 786 nucleotides. RefSeq names its product DUF1676 domain-containing protein Osi9 (gene Osi9). Gene Ontology annotation, cellular component: membrane. The record is from RefSeq and is a predicted model, not a curated record. NCBI's taxonomy places the organism in Eukaryota, Metazoa, Arthropoda, Insecta, Hymenoptera, Apidae.